Molecule: messenger RNA, 690 nt
Organism: Periconia digitata
Lineage: Eukaryota; Fungi; Ascomycota; Dothideomycetes; Pleosporales; Periconiaceae
Source: the annotation of a GenBank genome assembly
CACAAAACAAAACAAAUAAACAAACAAACACACGCCCAUAUAAUGACGGGCAGUCCCGGCCUGGUCCGGAGAUUAUGGUUCCAAUGGCGAACAAUGAAGCUGCCGUGGCGGAAGCGCUGGCUUGUGGGCUACGACCUACAGGGUAACACAUACUGGGAAUUCAAAGACAACCUCAACUCGAACCGUUUCCGCCGAAUCGUAGAAUAUACACGCUCCACACACUACGGCGACGUCAACGUCCCUCCACAAUGGAUGCAAUGGCUCCGCCACACACGCUUCGAACCCCCAACCAUAGCCGACCAACACGCUGAAAUCCAACGACAAGAGCGCAUGAAGAUCCUCGCUGCGCAGGCAGAUGCUAGAUGGGCUGCGAAACCUUCUGCGCUUGAUGCGGCGCCGGAGACGCAACAGCCAGUUCAAAUGUUGCAGUCGCAAGAUGCGGCGUCCGGGAUACGGCAGAUGAAUGUGGGACAGGAACGACGGGACAUGGAGGCUGAGGCUGCGAGGGAAGAGGCGCAACAGGAGAGAAAGAGAGUCGAAGAAGAAGAGAGAGAACGACAGAUUAAAAGCAGGAAAAAGAUGAAGGGUGAAGCGAAAGAUUCCCCGUGGAAACAGGCGCCGAAGAAUAAUCCGGGUGAGGAGUGGCAGCCUGCGCCGUGGUCUCCCUCAGGACCUGCGAGACGGAAGUAG